Messenger RNA from Cuscuta europaea, 1113 nucleotides. The record is from the annotation of a GenBank genome assembly. NCBI's taxonomy places the organism in Eukaryota, Viridiplantae, Streptophyta, Magnoliopsida, Solanales, Convolvulaceae.
UAUGUACCCAGAUGCUACACUUCAAUUCAUCGAUCAAAUAUUUACAUACCUAUAUAUACUUCUAGCUGCAGCAAAUAAAAAUCAGAAAUAAACCAUCAUGCGAUUCUACUUCAACUUCUUUCCCACCUCGGAUGAAAAGGAAAAAGGAGCAGUCGGAGAUGAUAUCACCAUUGCAGCCGCGGAGGUGGCGGCGAGGGCAGUCCCGGUCUACUUCGACUUCUUUCCCACAUCGGAUGAGAAGGAAAAAGCAGCAGUCGGAGAUGAUAUCACCAUUGCAGCCCCGGAGGUGGCGGCGGAGGCAGUCCCAGUUGAGAGCGUUUCCACCGAACUCUGCCUUUCUCUGCACGCACCCCGGCCCUCUCCCACCAAGCUUAUCGAUAGUCUCGGCAGCCUCCUUCCGGAAGAUGAAGGUGGAAACCUGACACUUGGAUUGUCACAGCCAGGUUCCUGUACCAGUGCUCCGACCACUUGGAAAAGAAAGACGUCGUCUUCAUGCUCAGAGGCGACGCCCGAAUCCAAGCGGUCAAGAACUAAGGCAUCACCAAGAAGAGAAAGCAGAGAUGAGAAGGUGCACCAGAGCCCUUCUCCGAGAGCGGGUCUCGAAGAAGGAGGUGGGGAUGGGCUGUGGGUGAAGAAGAUGCUGAGCGCGAGCGACGUGAACUCAUCGUCUCGGCUUUUGCUGCCUAAGACAGAGAUCAUGGAUAGGUAUGUGUUGCCUUCUCUGGAUGAGGAGAAGAAGAGAUCAUGCCAUAGCGGGAUGGGACUGAGAGUGAAGGUGACGGACAUGGACCGCAACGAGAAAUACGAGCUGACCCUAUUGCGGUGGAAAAGCAAAAGCUAUGUGCUGACUAACAACUGGUCUGGAAAUUUUGUGAGACGGAGGCUUUUGAAAGAAGGAGACUCCAUUGAGUUGUCCUGGAAUACUCAAAACCUGGAGUUUCUCUUCCGCAAAUCCACAAACACCGAUGAUAAAGUUCCUCCAUCGACUUGACAAUUAAUUAGGCUUUGCUUUGACCGUUAUUUGUUCAAUUCAAUUCUUUUCUUUCUUUUUUCAUUUGUAAAUAUUUCAACAGAAUUAAAUGUUUGCAGUGUUUAUUUUAAUCAUAUACGGAG